Molecule: messenger RNA, 425 nt
Organism: Lactuca saligna
Lineage: Eukaryota; Viridiplantae; Streptophyta; Magnoliopsida; Asterales; Asteraceae
Source: the annotation of a GenBank genome assembly
AUGCCAGCGUUCAAACAAACUUUUGUUUGGAAGAACCUGCAACUCACAUUCCCUGAGGUAGUUUGGGACCCCGAUCCAUUUUUGAAGAUGACCUUGCAAGAACUCGUGGGGAUGAAAGGAGAAGAUGCAGCAAAGAAGAUAGAGGAAGAGAUGUUGGGUGCUACUGUCCACGUAGUUCAUGAAGAUAGUGAUGUUACAGUUGGUUACAAGUUGGAUCAAGUCAAGUUAAUCCUUGACUCCUCCGAAACUGUUGUCGCGAUAAAUCUUAUAAUCGCUAAACUAUAGUUGGUUAUAUAUUUUGCAUAUGAGUAAUGCUUAUAUAUAUGUAUCAUUUGUUCAUGAUGUUUAUUUAAAUAAAUAGUAGUUGAGUACUCUACUUUUAUGUAUUUGCCUUGCGAAUAAUUGUCUUAUUUUUCAAUUUAUUU